This is a messenger RNA of Budorcas taxicolor (takin), 354 nucleotides long. RefSeq names its product chromosome 6 C4orf36 homolog (gene C6H4orf36). Bases 1 to 354 code for a protein of 117 amino acids. NCBI's taxonomy places the organism in Eukaryota, Metazoa, Chordata, Mammalia, Artiodactyla, Bovidae. The transcript is spliced from 3 exons. The record is from RefSeq and is a predicted model, not a curated record.
AUGGCUUAUGGCUUGCAAAGAAAGAAUGGAGUAGAAAAGCUUUUGCGGUGCAAUUGUUAUAAAGUACAGGAACCCUGGGAACUUGCACUGCUCACACAGACGUGGUACACGAAACUAGCCAACAUCAAGUUGCCUUUCUUGGAAGAAAUUGCAUUUGGUAGCUGUGUACACCUCAAAAAAUGCAAAACCAUUAAGGAUGGUCUGCUCCCUUCAGCAGAAUCCAUCCAAUGUGAAAGGGAGUAUGAAAUGAAGCGCUUGAAUAACCUGAAAUGUCAGGAAAAUGCAGCUAAGAAAAUUCAGUUUUCCCUAAGGGAAAGGCCAAUUGGUUUGAGAAGACCUCUUCCACCUAAGUGA